CUCUUUUUUUACGUUUUUAAACUACUACGCGUGACCAGCGCUUUGUAAACUUGGACCCAUCUUUGCGUUAGAUUUGAAUAGCCUCAGUCACUUUCUGUGGAUGCUACAUGAGGAGUGUUUGCUAACAGAAGCUAUGGUGCUCGAGCCGUGUCUCUAUGUUAACAAUGACACCACACUCUGCGACUGGGUAGCCAGCGACCAGACAAUGUCCCCGUGCGGAGUGAGGCAAAGGUCAACACUCUCUCUUACAUGCGAUCAGCAGCAUGUAUCACUUUAACUAGCUCGUCCCCAACCUGCUGCACAGUGUCAGUCGUCCCGGGCAUGCACAGACCCAGAGGAGUUGAAGGGGAAACCUGCAGCGUGAUUUGAAGUCUCCAACCAAGACAGAUACGUUUGCUAAGUCUUUUGUGGAAGAGGAGGAGUUCUGGCAAACAAAUCAAGUCCUCACAUGCUGAUUUGACACAACAACAACAACAAGCCACGCUCUGCAUCACAGUGUGGCCCACCACCAGCCGGCGGAUAUAAUGGCUGCAGAGGAUGCAGCAGAAAGUGGGGACAGACCGGACGCAGAGAUGGACCUGAAAGAGCUGGAGUCUGAGGCGGCUGAUGGACACCCAGACGGAGACGUGGAGAAAGUCGUCUCUGCUUCCGAGGCGCCCACAGAGGACACCCCGGACCCCGGAGCGUGGAAGUGGGCAGUGAUAUUUCUGUGCUUCUAUGGUUUUAUGUCAUCGAUUCGGCCAGGGGAGUCUUUCAUCACCCCAUACCUGCUCAGCCCCGAGAAGAACUUCACCAUGAAACAGGUGACCAAUGAGAUCACCCCGGUGCUGACGUACUCCUACAUGGCGGUGCUGGUGCCGGCCUUCCUCCUCACGGACCUCCUGCGCUACAAGCCGGUCCUCGUCGUCCAGGGCAUCAGUCAGGUGGUCAUUUGGCUCAUUCUGCUCCUCGGCUCCAGCCUCCUCGAGAUGCAGCUCAUGGAGUUCUUCUACGGCAUCACGAUGGGGUGCCGCGUGGCCUACUCCUCCUACAUCUUCUCCCUGGUCAGCCCCCUCCUCUACCAGCGAGUGGCCGGAUACUCGCGCUCCGCCAUCCUCUUAGGGGUGUUCACCAGCUCCGUGCUCGGACAGCUCUGCUUGUCUCUGGGCAACAUCAGCUUCUACACCCUCAACGCCAUAUCCCUGGGAUUCGUGAGCUUCGGCCUGCUCCUGUCAAUGUGCCUGCCGUGGCCCAAACGCUCCCUGUUCUUCAACCAACAGCGCAUUAAGGAGCAAAAGGAACUGCCUGCGUCGGCUGUCACCAGAUCCGAACUGGACCAAAUGAAGCCUAAAGAGAGCGAGUCCUCCUCCGCCACGCCUCCCUGCUCCGCAUCGCGCUGGAAGGGUUUGGUCCUGGUGCAGAUGCUGUUGGAGGUGAGAAACGUGGUCAGGAAGCCGAACCUGAGGCUGUGGUCCCUGUGGUGGGUGUUCAACUCCACAGGGUACUACCUGGUGUUGUUCUACGUCCACAUCCUGUGGAACAAGGUCUACCCCGCCACUGAGAACCACAGAGUUUACAACGGGGGAGUGGAUGCAGCUUCUACAUUACUGAGUGCAAUGACAUCCUUCGCGGCCGGAUACGUGAAGAUCCGAUGGAACGUGUGGUCGGAGCUGGUCAUCGCUGUCAUCACAGCCGUGCAGGCGGGUCUGUUGCUGCUCAUGGGAACCACAGACAGCAUCUGGGUGUGCUACGCUUCCUACGUCCUCUUCAGGGGCUUCUAUCAGUUCCUGGUGCCUAUUGCCACAUACCAGAUAGCCUCGUCUCUCACCAAGGAGCUGUGUGCACUAGUGUUUGGCAUCAACACUUUCCUGGGGACUGUACUUAAGAGUAUCAUCAUCCUCAUAUUUGCCGACAAGAGGGGCCUGGCACUGGAAGUGCACCAACAGUUCCUGGUGUUCUUUAUUUACUUUGUCGUUAUCACCGUCGUCUACUUUGUCUGCGCCGCUGUGGUCAUCAUCCGGCACUACAGAAACCAGCCCAAGGAAGGGGGCGUGGCCAACGGUCAGGCCCCACCCACAGAGCUCAGUCCCAUGGGAGUGAAUUCAGAGGCGGAACCUUUUUCUAACGGCAAUAGUGCCCGAGCGUAACGUCGAGAAAGACGAAGCUCGGCUGCUUUCAGAGGUGCACCGACAUUUUUUCCGUGAAUUUUUCCAGAGGUGCUGCUCGAGACAUCUUCAGAAACUUUUCCCGCCUCGAGUAAAAGUCUGGAAAAUGUCAGAGUGAGCCAAAUGAGAGAGUGGAGCAGGGAGAUGUCCAGAAAUUUCAUGGCGAGCGAGGGGAAGUGUUGAUGUCAUUUCUCACACGCGUCGGGUACAAAACUGGAAGAAUUCAAAUGCCUCAGGAUGAAAAAGAAGAUUUCAACUUGGGAAUACAACGAGAUUCCAGAGCUUUUGGUGGUUAGAGCCGACGUGUUGUAAAUAUAAACAUGUGAUCACCACAGGGGAGUUUAAACAUCAUGUCCUGUCUCGUACGUGCUCCACCCCGGCUCCACCCAGGCUCCACCCCCUCUCCUCAAUGUCUACUGUUGUCGCUGCAUCCUUUACGUGUCAAACGCAAAUUCUAGAUAAUGUCCGCACACAAUUUGUCGCACAUUUUGCUGAGUCCGUGUCUGAAAUCGUCUCGUGUGAAGUCGAUGGAGAGGUGCAUUCGCUGCUGAGCCUUAAUCAUAGAAGUGCCUCAUGUUCCCGUCUUGGGAGAGUUGUGUAUUUGUUCCUGUUUGGAUGCUGGUUUGUUGUGAGAAGGAAAAUCUUCCGACACUAUCUAUGCUUCAGUGAAGAGACAAACCACAAGGGGCCAAACUUCAGCUCCUGUUGUAUUUUGUAUAGGAAACGAAUCUGAAGCUGUAACAUUAUGAGCUGCCCUCUUUCAAUUCUUUACUGUGUGAAAUCACUGAAAUGAUUUUUGGAUCAUUAGCCUUGUUUUUAUCAUCGACACUCCUGAUGCACUUAGUGUUAGAUCAUCACUGUGUUAGUGCCAUUUGAAAAGAAUCGACCACAUCAGUGUAAUUACUGUACACAUCUGAAUAGUUUCCACAUCACACUGUUAUAAAAUCAGAUUAUGAACGGUACUUUCUUAUGACUGAGUAUUAGGGCCACUUCUAGAAAAACUAAAAUCAUAUAUGUAGGGAAUAAAAUAAACAUUACGAGAAUGAGGUCGUAAUAAUAUGAGAAUCCUUGUGGGUUCUCAGUACAGGAUCUUUUUUUAAAUACUUAUAUUGUUGAAAUAUAAAUACUUUUUCUAAAGUUAUUACAACUUUCUUCUCUUUUAAAUUAUGACUUUAUUCUCUUAAUCUCUUCUCAUUAAAUCAGACCUUAUUCUUCCGACUUUCUUCUCAUCAAACAAUAUUCUUUAUUUUCUCAAUAUUAUGACUUAUUUCUCUGAACUAUGAUUUAGUUGAAAUGUAUAGCUUUUUCUUCUCAGUAAAUUAAGACUUUACUCUUGUAAUAUUAAAUUGUUCAAAUUAAAUUGCAAAUAUAACUUUAUUCUUAUUACCCAAUUUUAGCUUUUCUUAAAGUGACCCUAAUACUUCGUCUGCAGAUUUUAUGGUGAUUGGAUUUUUAAUUGAUUCUUAUUUCUGUUUGAACACUAAUAAUGUUGAUCUUUGACGACCAUUUUUAAUGUAGAAACAAUACGUUGAGUAGGAACAAAUCUCAUAUGAAACUUUAUCACCACAUUGGUUAACUUCAGUAUCUCAGUCAAUAUUCCUGCUGCUAAUUCUCUGCCUGGUUCUCGUGAGGAGACGAAGCUCAGAGACGAGCGUCACCUCCUCACACCAGAGUUAGAACUCUGCUAUUUUUACUAUCAGAGUCUGAAGAAGGUGCUGGUGUCCGGCCCGAGGGAAACGUGGGAAUGUAACACACGUUCAGCAAGAAAGACAACUCACGACAACACUUCUCACACUAGCUUCUGUUUCUCAAGUUAACUGAGCUUUGACCGGGAUUACAUUCACAAUGUAUAGAUGUUUUUUAUUUUAAUUGAAACAGUUGCUGAGAAUUGAUGAAACUGUGAAUCUGUCUGAAUGCUGUACAAGGAAAACUGAUAUUUGAUAUGACUGAUAUUUUGUAUUCACAAAUAAAUGACAUUUGGUGGAUAAAACAAA
Pleuronectes platessa (European plaice) is the source of this 4138-nucleotide messenger RNA. RefSeq names its product solute carrier family 19 member 1 (gene slc19a1). Bases 525 to 2126 code for a protein of 533 amino acids. The record is from RefSeq and is a predicted model, not a curated record. Gene Ontology annotation, biological process: folate transmembrane transport. The transcript is spliced from 6 exons. Lineage: Eukaryota; Metazoa; Chordata; Actinopteri; Pleuronectiformes; Pleuronectidae. Gene Ontology annotation, molecular function: folic acid binding; folate:monoatomic anion antiporter activity. Gene Ontology annotation, cellular component: apical plasma membrane; basolateral plasma membrane; plasma membrane.